UAAAGAAUGAAGGCAACAAUAUAUUGGUUAGGUAAGUCUUGCCUUUAGUGAAAUAAGAAUUGCGUUAGUGCAAAGGCUAAUGAUCACAGAUGUGAUAAAGCACCUCACUGUAUGGUCUCCUUAAUUGGCCCCACAAGAUGGGAUUCCACUAGUCAGCUGGGCACCCCGGCUGUCAAUCAAACGUCAUCUUUAUAAGUCGCCACCCAAGCUGCUAAAUCUGCAGACAGAUAGAGGAUCCCCUGUGAUCACAGACUGAAGAUCGAUACAACAUUUAAUCAUUUUCAUACCCACCAAAACAUCGGUGUGAAAGUUUUUACAUUUUUUUUCCUUUUAUACAUUUUCUCUUUUUAAAUGAUGAACAAUCACUCUGGACACAAUUCAACGAUUAUGACCUGGUCAUACGACGACGGCGGCUCCUUCCAGCAUUUGGACCCUGGUGAGCUGAGGGUCCUCGUGCCGGCUAUCCUAGGCCUAAUUUGCGUCCUAGGUUCGGCUUGCAACUUUACCGCCGUGGCUAUCUUGUUCUCCAGCGCACACAAGGGCAAACUAUCCCUCAUCAACUCCCUCAUCUUCAACCUGAUGUUCGCUGAUGGCCUGGUGCUUCUCUUCAGCAUUCCUUUACGGGCUGUCGCAUACUCCAAAGCCUGCUGGACUCUUGGCUGGCCGGUGUGCAAGACCUCUGACUGGUUCCUCCAUUCCUGCAUGGCUGCCAAGAGCUUUACGGUGGCCGUAAUGUCUCAAGCCUGCUACCGUUACGUGUCCAACCCCACCAAGCAGGUGAGCGUCCACCUGGGUUCCAUCCUGGUGGUGCUCUUCUUCAUCUGGCUGUCGGCUUGCUCUGCCACCGUCCCUCACUGGCUCUUCUCCACGCUGCGGCGAGGACUCCACGGUCUCGUGUGCAUGCUGGAGGUCCCCCCUAAAGCAUGGAAAUUCAUGUCUGUAUACACAAAGGUGUACCCGCUGGCUGUCUAUUGCGCCCCUUUGAGUUUCUCCCUCAUAUACUUCUGGAAGGCUUACGGUCAAUGCCAGCGCCGCUCCACUAAGUCUCAGAAUCUGCGCACACAAAUCAAAUCCAAGAAGCUUACCUUGAUGCUCUUCAAUCUCACGGUCGCCGCCGCCGUACUGUGGCUUCCACAGUGGACUGUGUGGGUUUGGCAGCGCCACUCAGCUGACAGAGAAUCUCAAGGUUCGGUCUCAUCUCCUCCUGCUCUGAUCGCCGUCUCGGCUCAGCUGCUCGCCUUGUCUUUGUCGCUCGUCAACCCCCUCAUCGUGCUCGCGCUCUCCGAGGAGUUCCGAGAGGGCUACCGCGGGCUGUGGAGGCGCCUCACCCUACGCAAGCAGCCUCCCCCCAAACCCGGACCUCACAACCCUACCUCGCUCCAGUCGCCUCGCCCCAGACCUGAGACAUCUGGCCACCGGAGGCAUGAGGAGGGCGCCGAGCCGGGAACCAGCAACGAUCUUCGGGUGAAGCAAGGCGAGGCGAUGGGAGGAGGGAACGUCGACAAAGAUGGGCUCGUUUUGCCGGAUGUGGAGCAAUUCUGGCACGAGAGGGAGUCCGGAUCGCACUUGGAUGAAAACGACCCAGUGCCGUGGGAGCAUCAGGACCACCAAGAGAGAAAUUAACAUCCUCGAGUCAAGAUGAUUCAUCUAUCGGUGAAUUGGAUUGAACAGUAAAAUCAAUGGUGUUAUUAUGUGUCUUUUUAGUGCAAAAUACCAGUAAAUAUAGUGUGAAAUGUAAAUUGCUUGUUGAAUGAUUUUAAAGUAGUGGGGACAAUUGAAGUAACACGUAUAGAGAAUAUAAACUACAUGGAAUGUAGAAAGACUUGAUUUUUAAUAAGUGAAUGUUUCCAUUUGUGAAGAAAAAAUGAAUUAUAAGUUUACCUUAAAAAAAGUAACAUUACAUUUACUCAUUCAGUAUGUGGUGGUUGCACAAAAUAAUUUUAAAGAAGAAAAUUAGCUUUGUUAUGUUGAAUGAAGAAUUUUGAAGGUUGAAGGUUAGAAAAACGUUUAGAUUAACAUUUAUUUCAAACAAUUGACAUAAAAAGUAAAUAAUCACACAAAUAUUCUUCUGUGUUCUAACAAUAACCAAAGUGGCAAAAAAACACACACACACACACAAAAAAAAUAUAUAGAAAGAAAAUAUAGAAAAAAAUAUACUUUUUCUCCCCCCAGAGUCAAGUGUUGAUAAUCUGAUUUAUUUAUAGAGAGGAAGAACGUAAGAACAUGAAGGUGAAAAUAGAAUGUGGUUUUUUUUUUUUUAAAUCGUGUCAUUAUCAUUUUUAACGAAGUUAUGAAUUUUCCCAAAUUAUUCAAGUGCAAGUGUAUAAAUUGACUGUUGUAUCUUAUUCUAGAAGUUGCAAAAUCUUGAAAACCUUUAUAAGCCAAGUAUAUAUGUGUUAUUGAUUGUGUGUGUGUUUUUUUUUUU
This is a messenger RNA of Corythoichthys intestinalis (scribbled pipefish), 2425 nucleotides long. It is a transcript of the gene gpr151, whose product is annotated as G protein-coupled receptor 151. Lineage: Eukaryota; Metazoa; Chordata; Actinopteri; Syngnathiformes; Syngnathidae. Gene Ontology annotation, cellular component: plasma membrane. The transcript has a single exon. Gene Ontology annotation, biological process: G protein-coupled receptor signaling pathway. The record is from RefSeq and is a predicted model, not a curated record. The coding region runs from base 352 to 1623 and encodes 423 amino acids. Gene Ontology annotation, molecular function: G protein-coupled receptor activity.